Messenger RNA from Sardina pilchardus (European sardine), 1864 nucleotides. RefSeq names its product protein kinase, AMP-activated, gamma 3a non-catalytic subunit (gene prkag3a). The record is from RefSeq and is a predicted model, not a curated record. The transcript is spliced from 12 exons. Gene Ontology annotation, molecular function: protein kinase regulator activity; protein kinase binding; AMP binding. Gene Ontology annotation, biological process: protein phosphorylation; regulation of catalytic activity. The coding region runs from base 496 to 1425 and encodes 309 amino acids. Gene Ontology annotation, cellular component: cytoplasm; nucleotide-activated protein kinase complex; nucleus. NCBI's taxonomy places the organism in Eukaryota, Metazoa, Chordata, Actinopteri, Clupeiformes, Clupeidae.
UCACGACUCUCCGACAUCGUUGUUUAUUUGGAUCUUCGAAUGCCACCUGUCUUUUAACCCUGCGACGUCCUGUCUGUGUGUAUGGCUCUAGAAAACACUGGCUUUUUUCAGCACUGUAAUUCACGUCAGACACGCACAUUCCAUCCCGAGAAUCCUAAAUUAGACCGCUCUUGCCUGUACGAGACGGGCAUGAUAGUGUAGACUCGGCUGCAUCGACAGGGCCACCGGAUUUCCACGGGACGCGAUCCUAGCAUGGAAAUGGUCAACCUGAAACAGCAUCGCAAGAUGAACCUCCCAAGAUCGACCCAGGUAACCAUUUCACACUUCACAUUAAAAUAUUCGUUUAAAUGCUUUUGAAUAUUGAUCAAGAGAGUGUGCGUUAAGUUCAAUAGAUAGCCUGUCUGAUCGUAAACGUUCUGGAUAUCACUGUAUGUUUUGUCACACGUUCUCCAUCCUCUGACAUUCUGCUCAGCUAAUGAUGCUGAUGCAGUAUACAUGGACUUCAUGAAGAAGCACUGUUGCUACGAUGCCAUGCCAACAAGUUGUAAACUAGUCAUAUUUGACACCACACUUCAGGUGAAGAAGGCAUUCUUUGCUUUAGUGGCAAAUGGCUUAAGGGCUGCUCCCCUAUGGGACAACAAGUGUCAAAGAUUUGUAGGUAUGCUCACCAUCACAGAUUUUAUCAACAUUCUUCACCGCUACUACAAAUCUCCCCUGGUUCAGAUCUACGAGCUGGAGGAACACAAGAUUGAGACUUGGAGAGGUGAUUCAUCUCAAAACGUUUAUCUUCAGUGCUGUAACCGCUGCCUGAUCAGUAUCACACCUGAUGCCAGUCUCUUCGACGCCAUCUACUCCCUGCUGAAACACAAGAUCCACAGACUGCCUGUCAUUGACCCCAAGUCAGGAAAUGUGCUACAUAUUCUGACACACAAGCGCAUCCUCAAAUUCCUUCACAUAUUUGGAGCCAAGAUACCAAAGCCUGGGUUCUUGCAGAAAACUGUAGAGGAAGUUGGCAUCGGGACUUUCAAAGAGAUAGCCACUGUGCAAGAGACCGCCACACUUUAUGACGCCUUGUCUGUGUUCGUAGAGCGGAGGGUGUCUGCCCUGCCAGUUGUUGACAGCAAAGGAAAGGUGGUGGCUCUGUACUCCAGGUUUGAUGUGAUUAAUCUUGCAGCACAGAAGACUUACAACAACCUCAACAUGACCAUGCGGGAGGCUGUGCGGAGGCGGACUUGUUUUGUAGAGGGAGUCAUGAAAUGCUAUGGCCAUGAGACCCUUGAGACGAUUAUCGACAGAAUUGUUAGAGCAGAGGUACAUCGACUGGUGCUGGUGGAUAGGGACGAUGUGGUGAGGGGCAUAAUCUCUCUCUCUGACCUGCUUCAGGCCAUGGUCUUAACCCCAGCAGGUAUUGAUGCUCUCUCGUAACCUCUGGUUGGAAUUACUCGCCUUUCAACCUCCACCUAACUGCCCCUCCCCUAUCCCAGAUAUUGCCUGCAAGUAAGACAAGUUGACAUCUUUUGAACGGCUUCGUGACUGAUGGAAAGAGAUGGGAAGAUAAUUUCAAGAGAUUGAAGGCAACCGUUUUUAAAUUAAUUUUUAAAUAAGCAUUUGUGUGUGCUUUUGUUUGCUCAGAUUAAUUUCACAAUAGGCUACAGAAGGAAAGGAAGACCCAAUAACAAUUAAUCUGUCAAGAUCCAAAAGACAAGACAAAGCAAGGCAAUUUUAGAGCUGAAUAUAAUAAAUCAUAAGCCUACUUGUCUUAUUAAAUCUGUCUCAGUGGAUCAGACUGACUUACUGUUUUGUUAUGCGAUAUUGUUGUGCCACUACAUUAUUAUGUUUUUCUAAUAAAUAUUUUUCUAAAAGA